Molecule: messenger RNA, 1853 nt
Organism: Rotaria sordida
Lineage: Eukaryota; Metazoa; Rotifera; Eurotatoria; Philodinida; Philodinidae
Source: the annotation of a GenBank genome assembly
AUGGGCGCGAAUCGCUCGAAAAACAAGCAACCAUUAUUGCCAUCACAAUCGCCAUCAUCAUCUCCUCGUUCAAGGCGUGAAUCCCUUUCAAGUGCUGAAUCCCUUUCAAGUGCUGAAUCCCUUCCAAGUGCUGAAUCCCUUCCAAAUGCUGAAUCCCUUCCAAAUGCUGAAUCCCUUUCAAGUGCUGAAUCCCUUCCAAAUGCUGAAUCCCUUCCAAAUGCUGAAUCCCUUUCAAGUGCUGAAUCCCUUUCAAGUGCCAAAGCAGAUCGAACUUUACGUAAACAAACAAUUGAUACACUUUAUGCCAUGCGUGUAUUCAUUCGACAUCUUCAUGAACAACUCGACGAACUCUGUGCUAAAUCACGUAUUAGCUCUAAAACAACGCUCUAUCGAGGACAAGCUAUGGCAAAUCAUGAGUUUGAAGAAUUAAAGACAAAUCGAGGUCAUUUACUGUGUAUCAACAAUUUUCUCUCGUCGAGUGAGAAGCAUGAAGUUGCAUUGCUCUUCGCUCAAAAAGCUUGUGAUGACCCAAACAAGACUCCAGUGAUCUGGGUGAUCGAAGUUGACCCAGCAAUAAAAAGCAACAUCCCAUUUGCUAACAUUGAACAAGACAGUAACUUUGGUGAAGAAAAGGAAUGGCUCUUCUCGACGGGUACGGUCUUUCGAAUUGGUUCAACGCUACUGAGCAGCGAUGGAAUAUGGUACAUUUACCUUCGGCUAACAAACGACACUGAUCCUCAGCUAAAUAGUCUCACUCAACACUUGAAUUAUACCAUCCGAUCUCGGAAUUCAUUGAUCGAAUUGGGUAAAUUGAUGUGGGAGAUGGGCGACUAUGAACGGAACGAACAAUUCUAUAUGAAAGCUCUGGAAGUAGAGAGUGAUUGGAGACGUCGUUCGGGAAUAUUGAAUCGUCUAGGAAUGAUAUGCUGCAAAAGAAAUGAACUCGAAAAAGCCCUUGAUUAUUAUCAGCAAGCACUCAAUAUCGAUCGACAACAUAUUUCAGAAGAUGAUUCUUCGCUAAGUCCGAUCUAUAACAAUCUUGGAUCACUAUAUCAAGAUCAAGGAAUGCUCAAAAUGGCUGAGGAAUAUUUUCAACGUGCUCUCAAGAUAGAUUCAGCCUCAACGCAUCCUAAACAAGAAUGGAUUGCUACAAGCUACAACAAUAUUGCAGGCGUGCUUGCUGCUCAAGGCCAAUAUGCGGGCGCAUUGUUGUGGCAUCACCGUGCACUUAAAAUUCGGGUUCAAAUAUUUCCAUCAACGCAUUCCAUGAUUGCUCUAUCCUACAACAAUAUUGCCAUAGUUCUUACGCGCUUGGAUCGUUUUACAGAGGCACACAAAUAUUCUCAGAAAGCGGUUAAUAUAGCUUCGCAAUUACUUCUGACAACACAUCCAGACAGAAAACUCUAUGAGGAAAAUCUCCACUUUAUCCGACGAUUUAUUCCAUGAUACACGAAAUUUGCUCUUCUGUGCACAAGAAAGGCAUUGAACUCUUAUUCACUUAUUUCCGUUUCUACUAACUAUGCUUUUUUAAAGAUUUUGGUAUUUUGUCGUAAUAUCGUCAGCUGUGAUCUUAAAGGAAGCUCCUCCUGAAUAAAUACAAACGGUUUCGACGGUUGCAACUACACUCUAAAAAAAAUCCGUUCUCUAGAAAACCCAAAACCGUUCGAGAACUCAUUCGGAAACCCUCAGAGAUUUUCGAACGAGUUUCCGGUCUCCUGGAGCGUUUACGAAAACACUUUCUUGGUUUCCUAAGGCUCGGAAACCGAUCGGUUUUCGAAAAUACCGAUUUGAACACUCUAAAAGUAUUUUCGGAGGGUGUGGGUGUGGGUGUGGGUGUGGUGGGUGGGUGUGGG